Molecule: messenger RNA, 4503 nt
Organism: Cylindrotheca closterium
Lineage: Eukaryota; Bacillariophyta; Bacillariophyceae; Bacillariales; Bacillariaceae
Source: the annotation of a GenBank genome assembly
AUGGCAACCUUGGCGGCCAUUGGCAUUACGGCAGGAGGUGGUUUGGGGAUUCUUACCAUUACAUUGGGAUGUUUUACUGCAGCCGUGAUCAAUCGAAAUAUAUUUGUGGCGGGUCGCUGUGUGGCGCGUCCCAAGGAUGUCAUUUACAAUCCAAACCCAAAGCAUCCAUCGCAAGAUCGGGGGUACACUCCACUGGGAUGGAUGAUCUGGGCCAUGUCAUUGUCAUAUGAUACGUUAUUAAAUGGGGUACCGGGGACGGGGACAAGAGAUGGAGGGUUGAAGGGGCAUCUUUUGAAAGUUAAUUUGGAUUACAUUGUCAUUUUACGGUAUCAUCAUUUGGGGAUGAAGGUCUGUGCGUUGGCAUCCGUUCUGUAUUUGGCCGUGAUCAUGCCAUUGUAUUCGACGGCUAGGUGUUCCAGUCUGAGGGGAGAUUUGGACACACCCGAGUGCAUAAAUACCACCUUGACGGAUUACCAGCAAUUGACUCUGGCCAAUAUUCCGGAGCUCGACCCGUAUGAAGACGAAGAUAGUAUAUUGAUGGCAUUAGUCAAUGUUGCCAAACGAACAAACAUGGGAAGACUUUAUACAGCUGUGGCGUGUACGUGGAUCAUUACAUGGUAUACGAUGAAAUUGCUUCACCUGGAAUGGUUGGACAUUCUGGCUAUGAGAAGAGUCUACUACCUCGAAGCGGAUCAUUGGAAAGAUCGAAGGGAAGAACUAGACAAUAUUGCAGAGGAGCAGAAUCGAAAAGAUGCCUCUCGGAUUGAAAAGCGGUCGAUAUGGGUGCCACAUCCAGAAUUGCGCGAUACAGUUCCAAAUAUUGAGCUCUACAGCAUCCUUGUAGGAGGGCUUCCAUCUCUGCCAACGGAUGCUGUGCAGGACGUAGAGGCAGUCUUUUCCAAAAAGCAAAGUAUGGAUUGGCAAUUGUCUGUGACUACAGCUUUCUUUGACCACUGUGUCCCAAAUCAGCCCGGAUUCAGUUCGAGUGUGGCAGCAGUUACCAUUUUACCAGCCGCAACACAAAUCACAGAUGCCUGGCAACAAUGGUACAAGGCGGCUGCCAAAGUUCGAAAGUUACGGUACAUUCGGGAGCGGAUAAGAUAUGUCAAGGGGAAGGAAGGGAGUGACACGGAGGGGUCUGGGAGUGAUGUCGACUUGGGGGUCGACCAAGAGACGGGACAUCCAAUAUUGCGACGACGAACCUCGUUGCACCAUGACGAUAUUCUCGGUUCGCAAACGGAUGUGGAAGUAGAGGACCAUCUCUUCCAUGCACUGAACCUUGGACCAGAACAAACAGCCGUAUAUGGGAGAGAAUUCGCACAAGGAGCAGCCAACUUUGCGCCACAUGGCUGGUUUGAAUGGAGAAUCAAUAAUGCAGGCUUGAAAGAGCUCUUGGUCAUGGAGGAAGCAGCUGCUCGGGCUGUCUCACGAGCCAAUGUAGAGCUACAGGAAGCUCGAGAUCGAAUUGGAGAGAAUAGUGAGUCGGAGCACAUUUCAGUGGCAUCUGAAGAUAUCAACACAAACAUUACGAUGCAGCAGCAGAUAUUUACACCAUCGUUAUCGGAAAAUCAAGCACCAACCCUGGUAUUGCCCACGUCAAUGAAGUCGAAUAAAUCGGUUGCGCCAUUAUUGUCAGAAAGACACAACCCAGCAAGCUCUAUGAAAUCCGAGAAUAGUCAGAAAAGAAGUUUUUCAUCCACUCACUCGCAUCAUUCUAUUGACCUUGAUGGUUCGAACAAAUCCAACAAAUCCAAUGAAACUCAUUCCCCUAGGAACUCGGGGAAAGGCGGAAAAUCGAAGAAGUUGUCGAGGGAAAGCAUGGCACAACUUCCUACAGCUCUAGGACUGGAAGUAGGGUUAUGGGCGGAACGAAAUAAUUCUGGCCAAGCGCAAACCAGGAAAUCAAGGGGACGGGGUGGGACAUCAAGAAUCAUGUCGGUGGAUCUUGACGGAGCGCGACAAAUGGACAGUACGCAGAAAAAUUACUACAAUGAUAUGGCAAAAAUGAGAAGUCGGCAUUCGACCGGCACACAAAACAGAACAUUGGCGAAGAGGACCUCUUUCGAUGACGACGAUACACUUGCGAAUAAAAGUCGGAUACAAAGACCAUCGCUGAAAAAAGCUGUUACAACUGGAACUCCAAACGUUGACAUGGGGAAUAUUUCAACGCUACUAAAAAACAUUCUGAAGACAGGUGAAGGGAGGAUGGAGAAUGGGGCUGAAAGUGUCUCAUCGAACGGUAAAAACGGCGGAAGUGGCAGCUCCUCUGAGAUUUGGGAAACCCUGGACAAGGAGACGGAAAGGAAAGAGUCCCUUCGAGCUCGUAUAACUAAAAGGAAGCUGGAAGUGGAUGCGAUGGACACGACGGGACCGACGGCAAGUGAUACUGACAAAAAUGAUUCGAAAGAAACUACAUCAGUUGCACCGACCGCAAACAAAACGGAUACGAGUGCGGCAGCUGCACCAGAAUCAAAGGGGAAUGGAACUGAGAACGAAACCAAAACAAAUACGCCGUCGUCCAUCAUGCGGCCACGAGAGCAUAAUGAAAAUACUAAUAUGUAUGCCGAUUGGGUGAACGAAGAUGUCGAAGAUGAAGUUGAGGAGAAUCUUGAGAUUGCUUACAAUUUCGAACAACGUGCUGGACUUCGCAAACGAGAAAAUGCUGUUUCAUUUACUGAACACGCCAGUCAUACUGAAAAAUGGGGGAAGGUGAUGAGGAUUGUAGAAGAGACGGCAAAAGAUAUGAAUGGUGGGAACUCAAGGAAACGAGUUAUUUCCAACGGUCGUUGGACUUGUCCAUCCUUUCGAAGCAUAUGUGGGGGAGUGAGCGAUAGAGUAUCUCAGUGCUUGGACAACUUCAAAAUAAAGUCACCAGAACUAUUGGAUGAUUUUGCUAGCGAUUCUACGUAUGCUGUGGUGACGUUCACUUCCAGACAAGCUGCUGUGGCAGCAAGGCACAGUCUAGCAGAUUCAAGAGGGGCCGAUCGAUGGGUAAAUCUCAGCGACUUGCCCACUCCCCCACUGGCUGAUGCUCCUGUGUGCAGCACGUCAUGUCGAGGCUGUGCGAGGCCAGUCACAUUCAGCAUCAGUGAUACGCAAAAGAAAAUACGCCACUUUGUUGCUCUCUUAUGCUUGGCGAUCGUAUACUUUUUCUACACAAUUCCACUGACUGCCGUCCAAGACAUGGUGUCUGAAGAGAGGUUAACCGAGCUGUAUCCAGAAAUCAAUGAAGCGCAAGCAUCAAACCCCAUAAUGGCAAAUAUUUUCCUCGGUUUGAUUCCAGCCCUCAUUUGGAUAUUGUUUUUUGCUUUUCUGUUUACUUGGUUGGGAUGGAACUGCUGCCAAAGAGCUGUAAGGGGAGGAGGCGCUGGACCUCCAAUUCCGUAUAGAAUAUACGUUGACUCCGGGGUGGUCCUACUGUGUUUGUUCGGACUUGCUCCGGCAUCACCGUUGAUCGCGCCUGCUGCAUGCCUUUACUUCCUUCUUUGCUUGCCACUGCUCCGCUGGACCAUGAUUUUCUUGUAUAAACCAAAAUUUGAUGUUGGAGGUGGAAGGUUUCCAUUCAUUUUUGAUGUUUGUGUCAGUGGAAUGGUGGUUGGCCAGAUCUUGCUGUUUACGAUGAUGCUACUUAAAAAGGCGACUGGACCAGCCCUUGCGGCGAUCAUACCAUUUCUUCCCACCAUAUUCUAUCGAUAUAAGCUUCGAAGGAAGUAUCUUAGAGCUUUUGAGGAUGCUGCCCUCUUGCAGACUUCGUUGUUGGAUGGAUGGGACAAUCAAGAUGAUGCGAUUGACCAGGAUCGGGAAGAGUUCCGAAAAUUCUUAGUUGAUUGUCAUAAAGCUGCCUAUGUACCGGUGUGUAUUGCCAGUGGCGACGCUAGGACGCUUAUAACUGCAGAACCUGCAGUAGUCAUCCCUAUGGAGCGCGAGAUACCAGGUGAUGAGACAAUUGGCCAUGCUUUGUCCGACGAUUCGACAGACAAUUUGCCAUCAACGCUACAGCCGCGGAGAGUCAAGAGUACAACACCAACCUUUAAAUCGCCGCAGCAGAGAGCGCGAAAGUCAAUUGAAGAAGGUGUCGCUUUGCCAAGUCUCCCAAGUCUUCCACUCCACCAACCAGGCGUGAUGAUGCGGCGCCCAAGUUAUACUAUUCGCACUCCACGAGCAGCUCCCGACAGCCCAGUAGCACAUCCUUCUCCGCUAAGUGUGAGGACAACUAUGCCUGCUUCCCCUGGAAAUGGAAGGCGAGCUAGUAAUGGAUCAUCAGGAAGUCGAAGAAGAGCCCGUGAUGUGUCGCCAGGGCAGGAGCGAAGAGGGAGCAAUGGAGUGAAAGCUUCAGGUUCACCUCGGUCCUCUUCCCCAAGAGGGAAUUCCCUGCUUCUUUCCCCCCUCCAACAGUCGCAGAAAAGGCAACCUGGAAAGAUGAUGAGGCGUGCGAGCCGGCGGAUGUCAACAAGCAACUCCUCACUACCUGCUACCCCAGAACUACCAUUCAGCUUUGACUGA